Clarias gariepinus (North African catfish) is the source of this 3528-nucleotide messenger RNA. RefSeq names its product ring finger protein 145a (gene rnf145a). Lineage: Eukaryota; Metazoa; Chordata; Actinopteri; Siluriformes; Clariidae. The coding region runs from base 382 to 2298 and encodes 638 amino acids. Gene Ontology annotation, molecular function: ubiquitin protein ligase activity; zinc ion binding. Gene Ontology annotation, cellular component: endomembrane system; endoplasmic reticulum. The record is from RefSeq and is a predicted model, not a curated record. The transcript has 13 exons.
GCUCUUACCUCUAAUGGCUGCAGGAUGAAGCGAGCAGAGGCGAGCUCUUCGUGUCUCUUCUCGUUAUGGAUGUCGAUUUCCUGAGUCCGCUACGCGCUGUCUUGUCUUUCAAGCAUGGCUGACAUUCGACCGGAGAAACGUCGCGAAUGCUAGACUAGCGGACUCUCGGUGGUUUUUGGUUCCGCGUACUCUGCUUCAGAUUCCCAUCGGUCGCACUUCUUGAAUUUUUAAUGAGAGCGAGGUUACUGGAGUUCAUUGGCAUUUUCUGACUCUGGAGCUCGAGGCAGCAGUUAUCACGUGAUCCUGGUAGGAUACACACAUACUGAUCAUCCAUAACAUUGCGACUAUCCACCUAAUCUUGAUGGGACAGCCAGCUGUGCAAUGGCGGUGAAGGAGCGGCUAGAGUCUGUCCUGAAUGUGGGCCUGCGGGUUCCCAGCAUCAUGUUGCUGGAGGUGCUAUACCGCUGGGACGUGAGCUCAUUCUUCCAGAAGAUCCAGAGGAGCAGUAUGAAUAACAAUCCCCUCUUCCAGUACAAGUACCUAGCCCUCUACCUGCACUAUGUAGGCUAUAUUCUGAGUCUGGUUUUGCUGACCCUGCCUCGUCAGCGUCUGGUUCAGCUCUACCUGUAUGUUGUCACCGCUCUGCUGCUUUUUGCUGGACACCAGAUUUCAAGAGACUACGUUCGUGGUGAGCUAGAGUCUGGGUAUGAAGGCCCACUUUAUUUGGAGCCGCUGUCUAUGAACCGCUUCACCACAGCCUUGAUGUGCCAGUUGGUGGUGUGUACCCUGUGCUCAUGCGUCAUGCAGACCAAGAGGAUCUGGCUUUUUUCUGCCCACUUACUCCCCCUGGUAGCCAGAUUGUGUCUUGUGCCUCUGGAGACCAUUGUGUUUGUAAAUCGCUUUGCCAUGAUUUUCACUGGACUAGAGGUCAUCUACUUUCUAGCAUCUAACCUGCUAGUUCCCUUCAACCUCGCCAAGACUGCAUACCGGGAAUUGGCACAGGUGGUGGAGGUGUAUGGGCUCCUGGCCCUUGGCAUGUCCCUGUGGAAUCAGCUUGUUUUACCCGUGCUGUUCAUGUGCUUCUGGCUAGUUCUUUUUGCUCUGCAGAUCUACACGUAUUUUAGCACUCGAGACCAGCCCACGUCCAGGGAGAGGUUGCUUUUUCUUUUUCUCACCAGUAUUGCGGAAUGUUGUAGUACUCCAUACUCAUUACUCGGACUGGUCUUCACUGUGUCAUUUGUAGCCCUGGGUGUGCUCACGCUCUGCAAGUUCUACCUGCAGGGCUACAGGGCCUUUAUGAAUGAUAACACAAUGCACAGGGGAAUGACUGAGGGAAUUACAUUGUUGAUUCUGGCAGUUCAAACUGGUCUAAUUGAGCUCCAGGUCAUCCACCGAGCAUUCCUUCUCAGUAUUAUUCUCUUUAUUGUGGUUGCCUCCAUUUUGCAGUCCAUGCUGGAGAUUGCUGACCCCAUAGUGCUGGCACUAGGGGCAUCUAGAGAUAAGAGCUUGUGGAAGCACUUCCGUGCUGUCAGCCUGUGCUUGUUUUUACUCGUAUUUCCAGCGUACAUGUCCUACAUGAUCUGCCAGUUUUUUCACAUGGAUUUUUGGCUCCUGAUCAUCAUCUCCUCCAGCAUCCUUACAUCACUGCAGGUGUUGGGCACAUUGCUGAUCUAUGUUCUCUUCAUGGUGGAGGAGUUGCGCAAGGUGCCAAUGGAGAACAUGGACGAUGUGAUCUACUUUGUGAAUGGCACCUACCGGAUGCUGGAGUUUGUAGUGGCCCUUUGUGUAGUAGCAUAUGGUAUUUGUGAGACUGUGUUUGGUGAAUGGACUGUCAUGGGCUCAACUAUUGUGCUUGUACACUCCUAUUACAAUGUGUGGCUGCGGGCACAGCUGGGUUGGCAGAGUUUUUUACUCCGUCGCGAUGCCGUCAAUAAGAUCAAGAGCUUGCCUACAGCCUCCGAACAGCAGCUGCAGCAACACAAUGACAUCUGCUCCAUCUGCUAUCAGGACAUGACUUCAGCUGUCAUCACACCGUGUAAUCAUUUCUUUCAUGCUGGUUGUUUAAAGAAGUGGCUGUAUGUGCAGGAGGCCUGUCCUCUGUGCCACAACCAGCUAAAGAGCUCAGCACAGCGGGAGGUGGGUACAGAUGAGUACCCACAACUCGAUGCCACAAUCCAGGAGGCCCAACCUGAAGCACCAGGGCCUUCUUCGGCUGAGGUGGAAAGCGGUCAGGAACGGGAAGUGGAGGCCAACACUUCUGCUGAGACUCCGCUUCCUCUGUCCUGUUCCACAGGUUAAUGACUGCUUGUGCCAGGCUCUUAGAACAGAAAUGAGCCACACCUUUCUGAUGUCAUAUUCGUACUCCGUAAAUGCUGGCCAAAGGAGGAGGAGUAUUUCUAAAUAAGGGAUUUGGUGGGUAGCAGCGCUACUGGUGAGGUAGCUUUAGCACCUGUGUACCCAACCGACAUCCUUUCAAUCAAAUGCUCCAUGUUAUGUCAUUUGUACUUAUCUGUAAACCUGUUGCUGCUUUUAUAACUCCUAUUUCUGUUAACUGCAGUGGCAAUACUAAACAUUAGCUUGCUAACCUGCAACGCUUCCAUGUCAAUCCAAGGACUAGAGGACAAGACUACAACGAGGUUCUAGACCUUACCCAAACUGAAUGUGACCAUGUGUCCCUUAGACAUAGAAAGUGCAUUGGUGCACUAUAUUUAUAUGCACCCAGUACAUAUUCACUAGCACGCUUUUAGUAUUCGCAUAUAGUGAUAUGUUUGUUUUUUGCAAUGGUUUUUAUAUAUAUAUAUAUAUAUAUAUAUAUAUAUAUAUAUAUAUAUAUAAACCAUUGCAUUUGCACUAAUGUAACAGAAAAGCAAUGCUCCAAAGUUGUCUUGUCAGGUACCAAAUAUUUUGGUGUAUAUGCGCAUUGAAACAAGUUCUAUAUAUGAAAUAUAGUUAGUACAUAGUGUAAAUGUCUUUGUAAAACUGUUUUGAUUUGCUACAGUGUUAAGCAGCACCAGGUGUGUGAAGUGGCUGAGGCUUGUAUGAACACGACAUGACCUUGUGUGGUCAAAGUGGGAAAAGCUAAAGGCCAUGGAUGUGAACUGGUGAAAGAAGAUGACCAAACUCCCUUUCAUCAGUAUUAUUUGGCAUUUAUUGCACUUGUGAGCAUGAAUACAUUUAACAAUGUAUGAGCAGACUAAGCAAUGCCAUUUUUUGUUUUUGUUUUCAACUUAAGUAGUUUUUACAAAAGGACACCAGGCUUGGAGGAAAAGGAUUUUUUACAUUUAUUAAAGGGGGAGGGGGAUUUUUUUAAAGAAUGUUUCAGACAUAUUUUGCCACUUUAACUGAGAUUGAAGAGCCUGAUCCUUGCAUCAUUCUGAUUUUUUUUUUCUCUGUGUUGCUGUUUUACUACAUGAAUAUGUGGAACAAUGUCCUGAGUGAGCCAACUGUUUGGAUUGCAACUGAGCUCAGUAAAAUAUGCCUGAGGUUUGACAAUGAAUGUGAGAAUAAAUCUAAAUCUACCAUAUGAAA